ACCGCUAGUUGUGGGACACCAUCACCGAACCUCUAAACCCCCAAAACCCCAACUGCUGCGACCCGAGCCAACCCUUCUGCUUUGGUUGUUCAUAUCAUUGCGCCGCUCUCCCUCGCUCUCUUCAUCAACCUUCUUUCCUUCAUGCUUUGUAUGAGGAUUUAAGAUGAACGCUUUAAGGGCUCUGAGAAUAGCCACGACGAUUUCUGCUCGAUCCCACCAGACUUUCCUCAUAAAUCCAUUGUUUUCCCAUCGAUGUUACUCUGCCCAACCUGAGCAAGACGAUUCGAAUCACAACCCUACUUUCUCGGACACUGAAAAUGCCCCGGAUUCUGUAUUCGAUAGUUCGCAGUUCACUAUUCCAAACAUGGAUUCGUGUACUAAAACUGAGUCUCACUCCCCUGCAGAAUCCACUUGGGAUAAAAAAUAUAGGGCAAGAGCCGACAAACUGAUAUUUGGGGAAGAAUCCGAGGGAGUAAAAUACAAGAUAAUGGAGGAGGAGGAGGAAAGGAGACGGAGAGUGCUUGCCAAGGCUCUGCUUGAGGCGGCGUUGGAAACUGCUGACGAUCAGGAAGAAGAUGACGAGAGAACGGUGAAGGAGGAGGACCAGAAGUCCUUGGCUGUUGGGAUAAUUGGAGCACCAAACGCUGGCAAGUCCGCGUUGACAAACUUUAUGGUUCGUGGGAACUAAAGUUGNGUUUCACGGAAGACAAAUACCACUACUCACGAAGUCCUAGGAAUAAUGACCAAAGGAAAUACCCAAAUUUGUUUCUUCGACACACCAGGGCUCAUGUUAAAGAGUAAGGGACUUCCUUAUAAAGAUAUGAAAGUGCGUGUGCAAAGUGCUUGGAGUUCAGUUCAACUUUAUGAUGUGUUGAUAGUUAUUUUUGACGUCCAUAGACAUCUUACAAGGCCUGAUUCAAGGGUGGUAGGAUUAAUCAAACGAAUGGGAGCUUCAUCACAACCAAAGCAGAAGCGAAUAUUAUGUAUGAACAAAGUUGAUUUAGUCGAAAACAAGAAAGACUUGUUAACAGUUGCAGAACAAUUUAAAGAUCUUCCCGGAUACGAAAGGUACUUCAUGAUCUCAGGGCUAAAGGGAGCUGGAGUAAAAGAUCUUUCAAAAUACUUAAUAGAACAGGCAGUCAAAAGACCUUGGGAUGAAGAUCCAUACACUAUGAAUGAAGAAAUGAUGAAGAACAUAUCACUUGAAGUUGUUCGGGAGCGGUUGUUAGACCAUGUGCAUCAGGAAAUUCCUUAUGGAAUCGAACAUCGCCUGGUUGAUUGGAAAGAAUUUCGAGACGGUUCUCUUAGGAUUGAGCAACACUUGAUCACUAAUAAACCAAGUCAGCGCAAAAUUCUUGUGGGAAAAAAUGGCUGCAAAAUUGGGAGAAUAGGUAUUGAAGCAAAUGAAGAGCUAAGGUCUAUCUUCAAGAAACAAGUGCAUCUCAUCCUCCAAGUUAGACUUAAAUGAUGCAUCUGUCUAUCUAUAGUUCCCCUAUGUUCAUAUAGAGAAUUGUUUGUCGGUUAUCUUAGAAAUGCAGAUAUCUUCCCCGCUAUAAUUUAUAGUGGACGUGAAGAUGAAGGCUUCAGAGCUUGGAAUCAGUUUAUUAUUUUUAAAAGGGUUGAAAUGCAUUUUGAUGAAGAGAAGAAUUUGACAUCGUGCAUGAAGCCCAUGAGAAGUGAGAGCGAGAAUUAAGAACUUUUUUGGAAGGUUAUCGCUUUCAAUCUACAAUUCUAGUUUUGUUUUUCAUAA
This is a messenger RNA of Cucurbita maxima (winter squash), 1750 nucleotides long. Its product is annotated as GTP-binding protein ERG. The record is from RefSeq and is a predicted model, not a curated record. The transcript is spliced from 8 exons. NCBI's taxonomy places the organism in Eukaryota, Viridiplantae, Streptophyta, Magnoliopsida, Cucurbitales, Cucurbitaceae. Gene Ontology annotation, biological process: ribosomal small subunit assembly. Gene Ontology annotation, molecular function: rRNA binding; GTP binding; ribosomal small subunit binding.